AGGUGAAUCACCCAAGACGCCGCCGCUUCUUCAACGAAACGUGCGCAAAAGUGAAUUCGGCACUUUCUUUUCCUUCUACAUCAUGGUGUGUGUGCAGUGAGCCCUAUCGUUUCGCAUUUGUUGUAAACUGGAAAUUGCGAAAUAGUACUUCGUCACAGGCACGCAGCAGGUGAUGUCUCCGUGCCGUGGCGACGUGGCCUCCUCAGAAUGUGGUUGCAGUGUUGGCAGGGACGGAGCAGGCGCGCAGCAGGUGAUGCCCCUGCGCCGUGGCGACCCGCCCGCCGCAGCUGGCCAGCCAUGGGGAGCGCCUCCUCUAAGUUCAAGAAGUACCUGCAGCAUGGCGAUGAGUUUGCCGCCAUGCAGGUGUUCCAGAGCUCAGCCGAGCUGCGGCGCAACCUGGACCCGAACGUGAGCUACGGCGAGAGCCACGGCCACAACACGGCGCUGCACUACGCGGCGCGCCACGGCAUGAAGCACCUGCUCAGGACCUUCCUCAACGACCUGGCGGGCAACCCCAACAAGCGCAACGCCGCCAACGAGACGGCGCUGCACGCGGCGUGCACGCUGCCCGCGGGCAAGCCGCUCAGCGCGCAGGAGCGGCGCGCCGCCUGCGCCGCGCUGCUGCUGCAGUGGCGCGGGGCCGCCACGCCGGGAGGGGGCGCCGAGCGCGUCGACCUGCGCGCGCAGGACCAGAAGGGGAACACGGCGCUGCACUGCGCGGCGAGCAGCGGCCUGGAGCGGUGCGUGGAGCUACUGCUUGCGCACGGCGCGCCGCUCUUCCAGGAGAACCACGACAAGCUGACGCCCUGCGACCUGGCCAUGCGCGCCAGCCAUCACGACAUCGCGCGCCUCCUCGAGUCCCGCAUGGUCUUCGCAGAUAGCAGUGACAGUGUGAACGAGGCAGAGUUGUAUGGCAGUGAGCCAGACGAAGUGUACUCAGGAUUAAGGACACAGGACCUGCAGGAGGCCAAGGACCAACUACUUGUCGAGACCUCUGACAUGCUGCAUGUGCCACUUUUUACUGCUGAGGCACUUCUCAGAGACAAUGAAUGGUCCCGUGAGGCCCUCCUAGACAAGUGGAUGAAGGAUGCAGUUGCUUGUUGCCAGUUGGCAGGUGUGCAGCCCCCAGCCUCGGCUCUUCAGCUCCGUGACAGUGGCAGCACACCUUCAUCCCCAGUUCUGCAGCCUCCAGAUAUACCACCAGACCCUGAAGACCUUACAGAGCCUGUUCAGUGUGAAAUCUGCACACUGCCAGUGUCAGAGGAGACUGGUGGUGAUGUGUCAGCACCCUGUGGUCACCGCUUCUGCACUUCGUGCUGGGAGAAUUAUCUCACAGUCAAGAUCCAAGCUGGUGAUGCCCAUGGAAUUCUAUGUCCUGCUUACCAGUGCCCCAUGUUAGUGCCUGCGGAUGUAAUAGAGAAGCUUGUUUCUCCAGAUAUGGCUCGUCGAUAUCUUCAGUUUGAUAUUGAGGCAUUUGUGGAGAGCAACCGAAGCAUUAAAUGGUGCCCAAUGCCUGGCUGUGGUCGAGCAGUGCGGCUGCCUGAGUAUGAGCAGCCACUACCUGGCUCUCGCUCAGGUUCUCCACCUCCAACAUCACAUGCUGUUGACUGCGGUAAUGGGCAUUUCUUUUGUUGGGAAUGUUUAGGGGAGGCACAUGCGCCUUGUGGUUGUCAGCAGUGGCAACAGUGGCAGCGCAAGAUCUCAGAAGUUCGGCCUGAAGAGCUGCGAGCUUCAUGCACUGAGACUGAGGAUGCUGCUAACUGCCUGUGGCUGGUCACCAACUCAAAACCUUGCCCCAACUGCAAGUCUCCAAUACAAAAGAAUGAAGGCUGCAACCACAUGAAGUGUUCUAAGUGUAAGUGUGACUUCUGCUGGGUGUGUCUGGAGAACUGGAAGAAACACAGUUCAGCAACAGGUGGCUAUUUUCGUUGCAAUCGUUUUGAAGCAGUGCACAAGGCUGAUGAGCGGCAGGGGGCUCUUAUCACUGAGGCAGUUGUCCGUAACCAGCAAGUUCAGGAACUUAACCGUUUUUUGCAUUACUACACUCGUUUCAAGAAUCACGAAAACAGUCACCGUCUGGAGGAGCCCCUGCUGAUAAAUGCGCGACAAAAAGCUCAGUUGUUGCUGGCAUCUACUAGCACAGCACAGGGGCCAGGAACAGGACAGGUUCUAGGGACAGGUCAAGUUUCGAGCACUGAACGUACUAAUCAACUGGGACCAGAAGGAGCUAGAUUUGUAGAAGAUGGUGUACGAGAACUACUGAAAGCACGUAGGGUACUCUGUGGCUCAUACGUUCAUGGAUAUUAUCUACAUGACAAUGGUUACAGCAAAUCCAUCUUUGAAUUUAUGCAGAAUGAACUUGAGGAGGUCACAGAACGAUUGUCAGAGAUGGUUGCGCGGCCUUACCUUCGAACACCUCGAGCAGUGAUUAUCCAGACCACAGCUCUUGCCCGCCGUAAGCGCCAUGAAUUUGUGCGAGCUGUAUCCAAAGGGCUAGUUCCACCUGAAACUCCUCCCUCUUCUCGAAGAAUGGAAGGAACAGUUUUACCAAUGGAUCAGGCAGUAAUGACAAACCCAUGGGUCAAAGAGUUGCAGGGACAUCCUGGUACCAUGGGAAUACCCCUUGAAUGGCAGCCAAUGGACUCUGAUGAGGAUGAUUCUCCAACAGUGACAUUGCUGGGCAAAUGUGAACGAAUAGGCUGCCCCCAUCCUCGUGCUCGUAACCCUCGCACAGGAGAGCUGCAUGCGUACUGCAGCUGGCGCUGUUCUCACUUAGCUACUGCUACUGUGGUGAAUGGCCCAGCUGACUACAAUGUUGACCUGGUCAUUGCCCUGGAAAUGUCACGGUUACAGAUGAUUGAAGAUGAGUUCAAGAAGAGACAGCGUGAAGAAGCUGAUACUGGAGAACCAUCAAGAUCAGGGAAUCGUGAAGAUCAGCAUCAGUUAGAACUUGCAAUUGAAUUAUCUCUGUGUGAUCGUGAACAGCAGCAGGACUCUGUGCAGGAAGCAGAAAAUGACCAAGAUAUGGAUAUUGAUGUUGAUGUUGCUGUUGACAAUUUUCUUCGUAGUUUAGCUGGCCAACGACUAGACGCCAGCAGUGAAACAGGGUCAGGCAGCAGCACACUUCAGAGCCAAGGACCGGGACCGGGUAGCAAAGAGGAUGGCCGCUUCCAGAUUGGAGAACUCCACCAGAACGGCUGGGUCGAGGGCCCGGGGUCUGGCACCAGCCACCUGCUGCAGCUGCGGAGGGCGCACUCCACAGGAGACUUGUGCUGUGCGCGUCCCCCACCUCCACCACCACCUGCAUUCCUCUGUGCUGUCGCCCAUACAGCACAUAAUGCAGAUUCGGUAGAGCAUGCGGGAGGCCCUGGUGGUCAGUCUUCCAUGGAAGACACAACAACGACCACAACUGCAUCAGACUCCCUCAAUGCUGACUUGGAGGUGUGUGGGAUUCUGGGCACCAGCACGAGCACUGCCACUGAGGAGGAACCAGACCCUGACCCUGAGGCUGCAGGGCCCAGCACAAGUACAAGUCCAGCUCCUGCUGCCACAAGUGUGACUGUCAGUAACGCACAACUGAGAGCACCGUCCCAGGCACGUUCACUGCGAAUACGCAUAUGCCGUUCCCCAGGGGCUGGUGGUGGUGGCUCUGGUGGGGUCCAGAGCACUACAUCUGGAACAGACCGUGCACGAGGCCCUCUGGAGACAGACUCCAGCAAUGAGUACGAGAGUGAAACGGGCAUUCCCCGCUCCCCGACGCUCUUCAUCAGUGGGGUGUCCAUCAGUCGGACGCCUGAGCCUGCAGCAGUCCCUACUCUGCCACCUCCUGCAGUGCCCGAAGAGGGGUCGCCAACCUCUGGUGCUGCCUCUAUUGCCCCUACACAGCCUAUUUCACCAGCCUCUGUAUCUCCAGCUCCAAGCUCACCUCGUGACACUGCCAGUGUUGCAGCAGUGCCGACGACUCCAGCUGCCCCUGCUCCUGGACAGUCACGGUCAGCAAGCGAACCUGAGCGUGAGCGGUCCGUGUUCCGUUUUCCCAAAUCACAGACAGAUGGAGCACUGAGCUCAGUGCUUCUUGUGCAGGAAAGCAAUCUGAGUUCUGAUGAUUUCCACGAAGCCCUGUUCCUGCUCGAACCAAAGGAGUCCUGCAAGCGCCGCAAGAAGUCGAAAAAGGAGCGCCACAAAGAAGCCAGCUCUGCACUGUGAGAUACAACAUCUAUGUUGGUGCCUCAUUCUGAACUAACUUCUCGGCAUGUGGAUGCAUAUACAUUGAUCCUCUUGUAUUGUGCUUACAUGUGUGUAGAUCAUGGCACUCAAAUGUGGAGCUUUUUCUAUUACUUUCUCUUGGAACUUUUGCCUGAGAGAUACCAAGUCUCUCAGUCAGAUCUCUUAACGUGCGGGGACAAUUCCUGGUGUUGAAAAGUCUGUAGUUGGAAAUGAUAGUUGCAGAUCAUCUGUGGACACGGCAAUCAGUCUUUGUGUGGUGCUCAGAAAUCAAUCUGUUUUGUGCAAUAAACAGUGAUGCAAUCUUGUUUAUGAGUUGUGUUUUAUAAAUCACUGGGAUGCUAUUAGUACGAUGUAAUGACUGUGUGGUUAGAGAAUGUUCAUUCUUUACUGUAAACUAACACUGGAAUUGUUAUUGUAAAGGGAUUCUGAAUUCUUUUAUGUGGAGUGGAUCAAUUUCUGAGACUGCUUUUUUAGCACUCUCUUUCAGACAAAUUUUUGUUAAGAACAAAAUGAUAACCAAACAAUUUUUUGACAUUUAUGCAUAUUUAGUGAUAACAUGUUCCUUUGAUUUUUCAAGAAUGGUGUAACAUGUUUUCAACAUUUAUAAAAAUUUGAACCAACAGCUUUUCUGUUACUGGAAUCACAGAAAAGGUUUUGAAACAUUUGUCUGUAUGUAUGCAACGCUGAUUCUUACAAUUUGCAUGUAAUUAAAAUAAUUCCUCAAACAUUCCAUGGUACAAUACUUUGUAAAUGCAAUUAAAACCAUUUUUACACUGUGUAGAAUGUUUUCUGUAUAUGUAACUACAUAUUAUUUCAGAUACACAAUAAGACCACAAUUACAUUGAAAUCAGCUAUAUGGCAUAAACAGUCACUGUUAUUUAUGAUAUUUAUGUCCUAAUACUGACUGUUCUGAGUUUAUCUGAAUACUUUUUUAGAUGGUACUAGAACACUGUUGUCAACAAUUUCCUGAGCUUUUGAUAUGUCCUAAAGUUUAAUAUGUAAACAUGCAGACAAUACUAAAGAAACAAGUGGAGCAGACUAGAAGUUAAGAUUGAGAGUAGAGAAUAGUAUUUACAGAAAAACAGUGUAGUAAAUACUAAUUCUCUUAAGAUGAUUGAUUGUCAUAGUUCAAUCCUAGUCAGCAGCUAAUGUCUGUGCAGGAAUUGGUACACAGAUUUAUAGUUUGAAUUGGUGAUUUGUACCUUAUAUACAUGUAAUCUAAAUGGCUACAAUAUGAAAAGAAUGGGUUGGUAAACCACAUAGAGGAGGCAUUGAGUAGCAAAAAAGUUGCUGAAAUAUUUUAGUUUUGUGACAAAGUCAUUCUUCACAAGUAGUUAUACACAUUGACACAUUGUGAAAUACACAUGACCACUGUCUCCAGGCUGUCACUUUCACAGACAUGUGAUUUGCCAACUUAGCUGCAACCAGUUUGCUGCAUUCUACAAUUCUUCAUGGGCAUGACAAAUAGCAAGCUAUCUAUCUGCGUGAAUGGGCAUUACCAAAUUAUGAUCAAGAGACAGCAGGACCAUCCAGUUGCUGAACAUGCUGUCCAACAUGAUAUGCUUCACUCUAAUGAUUGCUUCACAGCCUAUAUCAUGAAUUCUUCCCAACAACACCAACUUUUCUGAAUUGUGCAAGUGGGAACUUUCCCUACAAGAUAUCCUUUGUAAACCCUGACCACAACCUUUGCUUCUACCUGUCCUCCACCUGUGUAUCUUCUUAACACACCAACACAGUCCUUUCUAUUCCCUACUUAUCUCCUCUCCUUUUCUCCUUCACUUCUCCCAUCUCCUCGCCCAGCCCCUUCCCUUUGCCCAAGCACAGAAACACAGCCUCUCGAUGCUGCGCCUGUCCUCACCAUUUCCAUGGGCUUGCAAGCUUCAACAGGCAGCACUAGCAUCUUUCCCCAUCUCUACCAUGUUAUAACCCCCACCCCUCCCUGCCCCGCAUCACUUUCUUACCCCAGCUACCCACACCAGCUAGACUGCUGCUGACAUGAGAAGUAGGCACAGUCAGACCUCAGUACCUGGUGACAAUGACCAUGUGCGCUUAGCAGUUGGUCUCGUGUGAAUAUACAUAACUACUUCUGAAGAAGGACUUUGUCCAAAAGUUAAAAUAUUUCGCCAUUAUUUUUCUUUGUGCCCACUCAAUACCCCCUCUAUGUGGUGAACAGCAGUCUAUUCACUCCGUAUUGUUGUUAAUCCAUCCUGGACAUCACAUUGCUUAAUUCUAAAAAAUAUAAUACUGCAUUCCAUUGUAUCAGAUAAAGGAUUUCUGACAUAGUUUGCCAUAUAGGUAAUAUAAUCCAAGUACUGCUUUGCCUGAGUGUUACAGUGAUGGGUUCCAGUGACAGGCUUCAACAGUAUUCCAAUAUGUUUCUCUAUCAGUUUAUUAUGAGACAUGAAUUUGUAUUUUAAAAUAUCUUUUAAAAAUGGGAGUACUUGGUCUGACAAUGAGGAGAAAUCUCAUCAAACACAACACUGUUUCAUUCUGCGCCCCACUUCCAUUUAUAUACUAGCAGCAAUCACUGCCACUUUUUAUUACACUCUUCGACAAUGGGUCGUGAAGUAGUUUUGGAAACAGUACAGGCACUGUCCUAUGAAUAUGUACUGUCAGGAAAGCAGUUUCUUAGUACAAGGUCAGAAUUAUUGAAUUUGGGAAAUAAUCUGUGUGUUUAUUGUGUUUGACUGAUUUGGCCUAUUCCUAUGAUUAAUGGUUGAAUUGUGACUGAGUAAAUUAUUAGAUGUCAAUUAAGGUUAUAAAAUGUUUUAUUGCCAGAAACAUGACAAGCAAAAUAAAUCAAAGAACAAGAAAAAUCAUGAAUGACAUCAGUGUACAUGAUGAUUAUAUCAUCUUUCAGUAA
This is a messenger RNA of Schistocerca cancellata (South American locust), 7090 nucleotides long. RefSeq names its product ankyrin repeat and IBR domain-containing protein 1-like. Gene Ontology annotation, molecular function: ubiquitin protein ligase activity; zinc ion binding; ubiquitin conjugating enzyme binding. Gene Ontology annotation, biological process: ubiquitin-dependent protein catabolic process; protein polyubiquitination; positive regulation of proteasomal ubiquitin-dependent protein catabolic process. The transcript is spliced from 21 exons. The record is from RefSeq and is a predicted model, not a curated record. NCBI's taxonomy places the organism in Eukaryota, Metazoa, Arthropoda, Insecta, Orthoptera, Acrididae. Gene Ontology annotation, cellular component: ubiquitin ligase complex; cytoplasm. Bases 208 to 4206 code for a protein of 1332 amino acids.